Molecule: messenger RNA, 612 nt
Organism: Colletotrichum tamarilloi
Lineage: Eukaryota; Fungi; Ascomycota; Sordariomycetes; Glomerellales; Glomerellaceae
Product: protein kinase
Exons: 1
Coding region: 1-612 (203 amino acids)
Biological process (GO): peptidyl-threonine phosphorylation; peptidyl-serine phosphorylation
Molecular function (GO): ATP binding; protein serine/threonine kinase activity
Source: RefSeq, a predicted model, not a curated record
AUGCUUUUCCCUUGGGCCAAGAGCAACCUUAAAGAGUACUGGGUAAGAAAUCGGCCAUUAGCGAUGCCAGAGUCCCUUCAGUGGCUGGCUGCCCAAUGCCGUGGGCUAGCUGAAGGCCUGCAGAAAAUCCACAGGAGUCCUUCCGAGCAUGCUACAGAUUUUGGAAUACACGGGGAUAUCAAGCCCGAGAACAUUCUUCUCUUUCAGAAUGAGAGGUACCCUGACGGUAUUUUAGUCAUCAGUGACUUCGGAUUUACUCGAUUUCAUGGCCGAGACACUCGAUCAAACAAACCCGCUGUUGGCUACAGUCCCACGCAUCGGGCCCCCGAAGUAGACAUGGACCUUCACCAUCCUAUUUCUCGGUCUUACGACAUAUGGGCUUUGGGUUGCGUGUUUCUGGAAUUCAUCACUUGGUAUCUCACUGGACCAGAUGGCGUCAGUACAGAAUUUGUGAAACGUAGAGUGAGGGAUGAUGUCGGAGCAUACCCAAUCAGGUUUGACAAGUUCUUUAACAUGCGAGUCUUUGCGGACGGGAAGAAAGAGGCGGAAGUAAAAGCAUCAGUCCUGAAGGUACGCUAUGCUGACUGCAACACCAUCCUUAAUACUAUUUGA